UGUAAAAUGUAUUUAAACUUUUGCCGACAUAUAAAAACCGUAUAUCGUAGAAACUCGCUACUUGAACCUUUCCCCAAGGUAUACACUUAUUCGAAUCGGUCCUCACUGUUCGAAGUCUAAGUCUCCAAUGUACAAGACUCUCCAGAAACUCUCAUUCUUUUGCGUCAUGAACCGAUCAGAUAAGCACUUGUCAAGUAAUUAAUAAUAUAAUAUCUAACAAGUUGUACCUGUGGCGUCCGCUAACUCCACUCCCAUUCAGCUGUGCUUCUGUGUUCCGAACCUCCGCACUCUUACCGCACUCGUAGUAGAACAUUCACCCAGUUUGUCCGCGUCGAAUGAUGCUUCUCCCGGAUUGUUUUCGCUCUUGGCAGUACCUUGCGUUCAUUUUAGUGAUUUUGUUCUCGUCGCUGAUCCCCGUUGAUGCCUACUUUGUAAUAAAUCAGCCAGGCUCAUCUACAUUGUGGAAGAAUGGCUCUCCUUAUCCGGUUUCAUGGACGAUGGGCUUGUUGAAUGGCAUUGAGACCUUCGAUAUAGAGAUAACAAGACUCAGUCGGGUUGGAAUAUAUUUUGUGGCGAAAGAACUGCCUAUCACUAUGAAUAGCCUUAAUGUUGUCCUCCAGGACGUACCGGCAGGCGACGACUACUUCUUGAUUUGCCUCAACUCCACCGCCGGCAUCACAUACUCUGUUUCAUCCCGCUUCUCAGUCGUGGACGCCAAUGCCACAGGGAGCAACCCGAGUCCCGCUUCAGCCCCAACAGUGACCGUCAGUGGCAUACCCAAUCCUCUAUCACAGUUCGCGCAGACAUUCGGGCCCUCCACGAAUGGCGUGGUGCGCCCGGGAUGGGCCGGUAUCAGGAACCAGGUCACAGCCAUUAGUGUGGCUGUGGGAGCUGCAUUGGUUGGCGGUGUUAUCACUUUCUACUGAUUUUUAGAACCUCGUAAUAUUUAUAUAUUAGUGCUCUCUUGCAUUUCAUGGACAGAUUUUCGGCAAUCGACCGGUCACUGGACAUCGUAUAUGUGUACAUUCAUUUAGUUAUUAUGCAGUUCCCGCUACCCUUUGUAGUGGGUCUUGUACUGUCUGGUCGUACUAGUAAGAUCUCUGACAAUGUUGGAAUCAUGACGAGCAAAUAGUAGCUGGUGAUCAGUUCGUACAUGGCGAUGUCAGUAAUUUAAUUCCGCUGUCC
This is a messenger RNA of Suillus paluster, 1185 nucleotides long. RefSeq lists its product as uncharacterized. The coding region runs from base 336 to 926 and encodes 196 amino acids. NCBI's taxonomy places the organism in Eukaryota, Fungi, Basidiomycota, Agaricomycetes, Boletales, Suillaceae. The transcript has 3 exons. The record is from RefSeq and is a predicted model, not a curated record.